GCCGUCGAUUUUGUAUACGAAUAUUUUGUGCCAAAUGACGCGCGAUUUGUUGACGUAAUAUGUUCGAAGCAAGAAAUGGUAGUUUUUGGUGGCACAACGCGCUUUAUUCUCUAAUAAGUGCAUUUUACAAACACUUGUAUGACAGUUUGCCACAAUUUUAGUUCCUAAGACGAGAAGACGAGCAGAACGCAAGAAGGAUACCUUGCAUGCGGACUUCACCAUUCACAAGCGGGAAGCUUGUAAUUAGGAAGUAUUAAAAGAAUGGCGUUAUAGGAAGAACGAUGUAAGAGCCUCGAGGACUAAUAAACGGCGUGCUUUAUGCGAGAUGACCGGUUGUUGUGCAUGGCGUUACGUCUACGCUGUUGUCCUGGUCCAAGCCACUGCCUUUAAUAUGAUUUUACCAAGCGUCUGCCCUCCAGAGUGCAUCUGCCUCUCGCAAACACAGGUGUUAUGCAACUCCGGAGGAUUGACCGAGAUACCAGUUAAGCUACUGCCACCAACUGUGGAGCAUCUAUCUUUAACGAGGAACAACUUUCCCACCAUUCGAAGUGACGCCUUCGCGGGACUUCGAGCCUUGAAAAAGCUCUCCCUAGACGGAAACAACAUAUCAAUCAUCAAGCCUUUCGCGUUUCGUGGCUUACCGCGAUUAAAGGAGCUUUCAAUCCAGCAAACUCCGCUGACGACCGUAGCACAGUUCGCGUUCGCCGGAUUACAAAACAUCACCUCCAUCCUUUUAAGUCACAACAAAAUAAAAAAAGUCGAGGGAUACGCCUUUGCGGGUACGUCGAAUUUGAAGCAUCUAAUUUUGAGCAGUAAUCCGAUAAUUAAAAUAGAGAGUAAUGCCUUUAGCGGAUUAACGAACGUAGAACGUUUAGCUUUGCCGUCCGGAAUACGUACAAUUGAAGUCGACGCGUUUAAUGGACUAGAACAAGUUGGCGUAUUAAAGCUGGCAUUCAUGGAUUUGCCUUCGUUAAAAUUUGGUACGUUUAGAGGGUUAACAAUCGUAGGGGUUAUGUCUAUUCAAGAAUCCGACUUGGGAAUUAUCAGAGAAGGGGCGUUUGAGGGAUUGUCGUAUAUAGGAAGCUUAAACUUCCUCAAUAACAAGAUUGACGGCAUUCGAGAGUUACACAUAACUCCCGAGCAUCACAUUCGAUCGAUUAAAUUCCAAGGGAAUCACGUGCUCGAUAUUCCUAAAGCGGACAGCGUUUCUUUCGCAGUUGAUGUGCUUACGGUGAUAUCGAAUCAUUUCCCGUGUGACUGCCAUAUACAUACUCUCAUCGAGGGACCACUAGCCAAUGGUAGCGUCGAACAGUUUAUAUCAAAAAAUUACUGCAUUUCCCCGCUGGAAGUGAACGGAAAAGCGAUGAGCAACCUCGACCUCGAUGCGAUUGGAAAGUGCGAAGAACAGGUUACUCGAGGGAAUUUAGAAGCUGCAAAAGACUCAACUUCAAUUAAUAAAAGUGUUCGAGUGACAGUUUUAUUUACUUUCGUCGUAUUCGUUUAUUUUUCUAGGUGAAAUCGAUCUCUUCUCUCUAACAAAAUGUGUUCAUUAUACGAGUGUUGUGUACGAGUGCUGCGCGCUGUCCAAUAUAAAUGACUAAUUCGAAAUGCAACGACUAACCAUCAUUCACGUGCUUCCCACUGUGUAUCACGACGAUACCAAUCCAUAAGGGCCCUCGAUGUUUUUGGCGUGUGUAUUUUCUCGAUGGAAGUGUUUCCGUUUCCAAUUCCAUUGUCAUUUUGUUUACCUCCCCUUGUUAAUUUGUUAUAGA
Messenger RNA from Photinus pyralis (common eastern firefly), 1772 nucleotides. Its product is annotated as insulin-like growth factor-binding protein complex acid labile subunit. Gene Ontology annotation, molecular function: protein binding. Bases 326 to 1516 code for a protein of 396 amino acids. The record is from RefSeq and is a predicted model, not a curated record. NCBI's taxonomy places the organism in Eukaryota, Metazoa, Arthropoda, Insecta, Coleoptera, Lampyridae. The transcript is spliced from 6 exons.